ACUCGCAAAAACCUAUUAACACGUGAUCUAUCGAUAACGCCUAAAAACAUCAUGUGGUGGGCGACGUCCCCAGUUCAACCAAGACCAUUCUUCCCUCUCCUCCCAGGACCCGCCAAAUCGGUGAAAACCCUCACCUUCUCAGCCAAAGCUCAGCCUCCCAGCCACCAGCCUUCCCCAACAUCGAAACACCAACAACAGCAAGGGGAAGGUAGAAGAGCAAAGCAAUUUAGUGGGUUCGAUGUGCUUUGGGCUAUGCAAAGAGCAACUGCCGAGAAAAACAAAGUGAGCGGUGGUAGUAAAAAGAAUAAUAAGACGAGAAAGGGUUUUGUCUCCGGGGGAAUCCAGAGAGAAGAGAAUAGCGUGGAGUAUAGUAAUGUGAAGCCUUUGUGCAUAAAGAAUGAUUGGGAUGUUAGAUUGGAUGAGUUGGAAAAGCGUCUUCAGGAGCUCUCUGACACAAACUGAAGAAGAUUGAGGCUUGCGUUUCUGUGCCUUGUAAAUGAUUGCCUGUAAUUGAUCAUCCUUUUCUUAACCCUUGCUGUGAACCCCCCCCCCCCCCCUGAUGUUACACAAAUAUAUAAAUAUUUGGACUUGAAUUCACAGACCGUGCCAGAGGUUUAAAAGAAAAAAAAAAGUAUUUUUUAAUGUUCUUUUUGGUUGCUGAGAAAAUUUGUAAUUCAUAAUUCAUGUUAGAGUUUUCAUUUAUUAUUUA
Molecule: messenger RNA, 709 nt
Organism: Populus nigra (black poplar)
Lineage: Eukaryota; Viridiplantae; Streptophyta; Magnoliopsida; Malpighiales; Salicaceae
Exons: 1
Coding region: 52-462 (136 amino acids)
Source: RefSeq, a predicted model, not a curated record